Messenger RNA from Aplysia californica (California sea hare), 4674 nucleotides. RefSeq names its product R3H domain-containing protein 4. Lineage: Eukaryota; Metazoa; Mollusca; Gastropoda; Aplysiida; Aplysiidae. Gene Ontology annotation, molecular function: nucleic acid binding. The transcript is spliced from 7 exons. The coding region runs from base 127 to 1014 and encodes 295 amino acids. The record is from RefSeq and is a predicted model, not a curated record.
AAUUUCAUCAGUGACUGUAAUCCUGCUGGGCUGCGGUCGACUGGCGACUUACCAUCAGGACACAUUUUUAGACUUGAUUUUAAUUUCCACGCGUUGUUUCCUAGUUCAGAAAAAGUAUUUUUAACCAUGGGUCUUCUUAACGGCGAUGGAAACAAUGGUUUUUAUUACAGCCCGUACAUUGAACACUAUGGUAAUGUGGACAAUCAUCUUCUGUCUUCAACGGAUGAUGAGUCAGACUCCCAGUCGGCCACUAAUCUUCAAUCUCCGGCCAGACGUCGCCAGCGACCAGCCAGAUCACACAUUUCAGUGUCACAAGAAAAUCUGUCAAAUUAUGGACGCAAAAGAGGAGUGCGCCGAACAAGGAGAGUGGAUAACCUAAAAUACUUGAUCAAUCUGGAAGAAAAGGAUGAGGAUCUAGGGGACAACAACAACAGUCCAUCUGCCAACUUUGAACCAAGUUCCACGCUGUUUGAGAAACUCUUUGAGGACUCUGAAAAAAUGAAUUUCUGGAAUGCCUUCAUGGAAAGCUCUGAGGAGGACCAGAGGAGAGUUCUGAACUACCGGGGUCUUCAUGACAUCCAAGAGGAGGAGGAAGAAGGAGAUGCGGCUUACAGCAGUGGGGGAGCUCAAACUGCCGAGGAUAGCUGGGUCAUGAUCCUGGAUGAAAGAAGUGAUCAUCCAGCCUUCACUCCCAAGGAAUGUUAUGGCCGUGUGGACAGGAAGCUGAAAAAUCUGCUCAAAAGAAGACAGUUGCCAAUGGGCAUGCUGGCGAACCUGGAGAGGGAACUGGUUACGUUCUUCCAUGACUGCUCUUCGUCUGUGUACGUGUGUGACAUCGCAAGUAGCUAUGAGAGGCUCCUGUUGCACGCCCUGUGCCAGUACCUCAACCUCCACUCACAGAGUUAUGAUGACAAUGGCUCUCGUAAAACUCAGGUUGAGAAUAGACAUGCUCAGUUUCGUCCCCCUUCAUUACUUCUCUCGGAGUACCUCCAGAGGAACCAGCAUACGUUGUGAAUUCGUCUAAUGGACCUUCUGGCUCAGGGUGUUCAGGUGUUUUGGAAUGGUAUUAUCAAGAAAUUGUACAAAUUUUGUACAGGGGUUCUACUCUCAUUAGAAACUUGUCUGGAUAAGAAAACACUCUUAAAAUGUCAGCUGUGAUCUUUGUUUAAAAAAAAAAAAAUCUUGAAAGAAUUCAUUCCCUUGCUAAGGUCAUAGAAAAGCAAUGAAAAGGAUAUUCAAAGUGGUCACUCCAAACAAAUGGUAAGCGGACUCCUCUUUAUGUCUGUGGACAUUUUUGAGUAGCAGAUUCAUUUUGUGUCCGUUUGCAUCACAUGAGGAAGAUGUGCUAUGUAUUAUUGUGUAUAGUAUUUGGAAGUGAAAAAUGUGCAGCGUCUUUUGACGUACAGCUGUUAUUGUAAAGUGUAAUUGUGAUAUAUAAUAUAUAUAUAUACAUAGAAAUGCUUAACUGUCAGUCAGUGCUGGGUGGGACGCAAUGGAAGCUGUGCUGGGGGCAUCUCCUUUGUGUUUCCCUCUAUGUCUCAACUUUCAGCAUAUAUUCUAAUCCGCUGUAAGGAAAAAGGUUGUUGUGCCGAGCCUGCAAGCAUGGCAUUAAAUGUACAGGUUUUUACAUGCUCCUUGGCUGUUGGGCCAAAGGGCACAGACCCCAUGGCUACUAGAUUCCUAACAUCACCAACACUAUACUUCUUUUGUGAUUGUAAUUUGAAUGUGUAGUUCCCUUGUUUUGUCAGAGCAAAGACAAACAGUUUAUGCUUUAGUAGGAUGAUGAACAUGCGAAACUGACCUAUGAUCCUGGAGCUAAGCUGUAGUGCUCGUUGGGAAAUACCAAAGCGAAAAACUGGUCUAUAUAAAAAAGGAAAUCGUAAACCAGUCUCUGUGAAUGAGAAAGUGAACCAAACGAUAAUAGUUUUUUACUGAUCAAAAUAUUAUUAUUGCCCUCUCAUGUGAAUAGUGUACUAUUGUUUGCUGAAUUUUUGGUGUUAUUUUAUGCUGUCAGUUCAAAAUUCAGUGAUGUAGAUUUUGAUGGAGCUGUUUUUUUCUUCAUCAUUCUUUUAAACAUUACUUUUUGAAAUUUUCUUGUUUUGUUCAUGAAAGUUUUUGGUUCAGUCGGAUGUAUUGUUUUGGUUAUUUAAGAUGUCAUUUUUUCUGCUUUAGGAAUUUCGUUUUGUUUCUUGUAGAUUCAGUAACAUCCUAAGAAAGACUCAUUCAGAUCCUAACAUGAAAACUUUUAAGUCACUUCGGGUUUGAAUGCUGCAGCAUUAAAAAAAAUUGAUUCCGUAAAAGACUGCCAAUUUUUACAGCACAUAUUGAGCAGGACUCGUGUGUGUAUGUGUCUUAAAAUAAAUGCAGGCAACUCCAUAUCUUCAGUGUUUAUAUUAUCAAUAAACCUGUAGACUACCAUCUGUUCCUCCUUGUGAAGACACACUGCUUCUCUUUGAACAUUUGUUAAAUUUACUUUUGUCCUUAAUUAGAUUUAUGAAGGAAGGUUUUUGUAAUUUUAAUAUAAUUCUUGAGUACCCUAGAUGUGCUUCUUUUUCUUAAGUUGUCUUGGUUUUGGUGAAUUUUGCAAAAUGUUAAUAAUUUCUUUCUCUUUGUUGUUCCUGUUGAGUGGUUUUACUGCUCACCCUCUACUUUCAUUGAGAAACUAACACCAUUUUCCUUUCUUUUUUUUAUAUAUAAUAUUUGUCCCCAUCAAAUGUGCUUAAAGAAAUUGAAGCUGAAGUAUGUUGAGACUUUAGAUGAUCCAAGAGUAGAAUUACAUUUAGAAUUCUCAACAGAAUAAUGUUAAGCAAUUUAAGGGUUAAAGUCAAACCAUGCCACUCUUGUUCAUGCUGUUUUCAGAUCAGUGCUGGUUUGUGAAUCUAUUAUAAAGGCAUUAAAUAGCAGAGGAGGUUUUUUUUUAAAGAGUGAUUUAUAAUCUUGUACUCUUUCUUUGGUACGGUGUUCCAUUUUCAUCGGAUCAAGGGUCUGCAGUAGUGGAUGUUCCCAGAAAAGUCUCCUUUUUAAGUUUCUAUAAUGUUUUUCAUCACGUUCACGUGUAUUAUUUUGUCUGAUUAAAAAAAAGCCUUCCCCCCCCCCCUUUCCUCUUCACCAGCGUCCUUCCUCCCUCCUCCCGCCCCCUCUCCAAAAUUAAGCAGAGUUUCCUCGCUCAGUGCAAUAGUCUUCAGUCUUAUCUACUUCCCUGGACUCUUAUUGAUCAAUCCUAGUUACAACUUUUAGUCUUCGCAUCAUGUAUAAAAUUCAUAGAUCAAACACAUUUUUUUGAAAGCCCUCCUGGUUUUGAACUCUUUGGUUCUCCCUUUUUUGUUUGCCAUAGUGUAGUGUUGUUUGGAUCACAAACCAUUUUACUUAGAUUUUGUAACCUGAAUUUGAACCAAAUGAUACUUUUGUGCAUGAACAUUCCUAUCUUCUUUUUAUUUAAAUAGGACCUGUGGCUGCAGUUAUAGGAAGGGGGAUUUUCAUUAAAACCUUAAAGUACCCCCCCUAUUUUUUUUUUACCUGUGAAAGCCCACCCCUUUUUCCUGAGUAAGCUACCCACCCUAGUGUUAGUGGUGCAGUGUUCAGUGUCUUUACUUAACACCAAAAGAUGCAAGUUUGAUUCCCAUGUCCUCAUGAGUCAUGUACUGGGAGAAUAAGAUGUUGAUAUGAGUAGUUUCUGCUGGUCUCAAACAUUGCAAAUAAAAAACUCUCUGAAUAGUAGAUCUAUGUGCUCUGUGUAUUCAUGUGUUCAGUGUAUUGAUAAAAUGGCAGUCGACAAUUAACCCUUGUCAUUACCCACAGUAAUGAUGAACAGAUAUACAUAUAUAAUUACCAAAUGUGACGUUUUCUUGUGAUGUUAUCUGUCUUGCACAUGUUUUCUCGCUUUUUUCAAUGGCAUUGUAAUUUUCUAGAAUCUUUUCAUUCCACCAAUGGCGAAAUUUGGCCUUUGCUAUGCUGAGUCACCACGAGACCUGACUACUGCUUUAAAUUUGAUAAUUAUUGUGCUAAAUGUCUAUAAAACCUGCCUCAAACCAACCUGCUGCUUUCCCCACGAAAACAAGUGUGGCUUUUAUUGUGUUGAUUCAAUAUGGAGCUGACCUGUGUUCAGUGAGCACUGCUUUUACCUUUGUACUAUUGUACUUACUAUAUAAUGUUUACCAGCAAUAUAUUGGAGGAUUUUUUUGCCAGACAAAUCGCUACCUUAGAAUUACAAAGUUCUAUCUGACAUUUUUGGCCCUUUUGAGUUACUAAGACUAUUAUUUCAGAAACCGAAUGUUCUAUCUGCCCUUCAAAAUCGUAAGAUUGUUCUGUGUCUUUAUCAAGAUAUAUUCAAAAAAUUGCAUUCUCGAAACCUUGACAGGUUGUGAAAAUCAAAAUUUUAAGGUCAAAUUUCUUAAAACUAGGUACAUGUUCUGAACUGAUAGAACUUUGUAAUUCUAGGGUAGCGAAAUGUGUCCCUGAGUCGGCAAUGCCAUCUGGUCUAUGAAAAGGCGGCUUGAAAAAAUGUAAUGGAGACUUGUAAAUGUUUCUGUGUCCACAUAAUGUACUUUGUCCUUAGUUUUUUCUAAUGUAAUGAAGGAUAAAAAGUGUGCUGCAUUUUAUGUUACUAUGUUAUGUGUAUUUUAUGGUGGUGCCCUCCAUAUCAGUUGCAUCAAUAAAGCUCAUUCUCCUCGCAUA